CAACCAUGGGCAACGCGGCCGGCAGCGCAGAGCAGCCAGCGAGCCCCGCCGCGCUGUCUCCCAAGCAGCCCGCGGCGCCCAAGCAGCCGAUGCCCGCUGCCGGAGAGCUGGAGGAGAGGUUUAACCGGGUCCUGAACUGCAUGAACUUGCCCCCUGACAAGGUCCAGCUGCUGAGCCAGUAUGACAAUGAGAAGAAGUGGGAGCUCAUCUGUGACCAGGAGCGGUUUCAAGUCAAGAACCCCCCUGCGGCCUACAUCCAGAAGCUGAAGAGCUACCUGGAAACUGGUGGGGUCAGCCGCAAGGUAGCAGCAGAUUGGAUGUCCAACCUGGGGUUUAAGAGGCGAGUUCAGGAGUCCACUCAGGUGCUGCGGGAGUUGGAGAUCUCCCUGAGGACAAACCAUAUUGGGUGGGUGCAGGAGUUCCUUAAUGAGGAAAACCGUGGCCUGGAUGUGCUGCUCGAGUACCUGGCCUUUGCCCAGUGCUCUGUCACGUAUGACAUGGAGAGCACAGACAACGGGGCACCUGGCUCCGAGAAGAGCAAGCCGCUGGAGCAGUCAGUGGAAGAUCUCAGCAAAGGUCCACCCUCAUCCUCGGCAGCACAGCCCAAGAGUCGCCACCUGACCAUCAAGUGUCCCCCUUCUCCCCGGCUGACCCCUGCCCACAGCAGGAAGGCCCUGCGGAACUCCCGCAUUGUUAGCCAGAAGGAUGAUGUCCAUGUGUGCAUCAUGUGUUUGCGUGCCAUCAUGAACUACCAGUCUGGCUUCAGCCUUGUCAUGAACCACCCAGCCUGUGUCAAUGAGAUUGCUCUGAGCCUCAACAACAAGAACCCCAGAACCAAGGCUCUGGUGCUGGAGCUGCUGGCAGCUGUGUGCCUGGUGCGGGGAGGACAUGACAUCAUCCUUUCAGCCUUUGACAACUUCAAGGAGGUAUGUGGGGAGCAGCACCGCUUUGAAAAGCUGAUGGAAUACUUCCGGAAUGAGGAUAGCAACAUCGACUUCAUGGUGGCCUGUAUGCAAUUCAUCAACAUUGUGGUGCAUUCAGUGGAGAACAUGAACUUCCGUGUCUUCCUGCAAUAUGAGUUCACCCACCUGGGCCUGGACCUGUACUUGGAGAGACUUCGGCUCACGGAGAGUGACAAGCUGCAGGUGCAGAUUCAGGCGUACCUGGACAAUGUUUUUGAUGUGGGUGCGCUGCUGGAGGACACUGAGACCAAGAAUGCUGUGCUGGAGCACAUGGAGGAGCUACAGGAGCAGGUGGCCCUGCUGACAGAGCGACUUCGGGACGCGGAGAACGAAUCCAUGGCCAAGAUUGCAGAGCUGGAAAAGCAGCUAAGCCAGGCCCGAAAGGAGUUGGAGACCCUGAGGGAGCGCUUCAGCGAGCCGACCCCCACCGGCACCUCCAGACGUUCCCCUGAGCCUGAGAAAGUGCCUGCCCCCGUCCUGGCGCGACCCUCAGCCCUAGAGCUGAAGGUGGAAGAGCUGGAGGAGAAGGGGUUAAUCCGUAUCCUGCGGGGGCCCGGGGAUGCUGUCUCCAUCGAGAUCCUCCCGGUCGCUGUGGCAACUCCGAGCGGCAGUGAUGCCCUGACUCCAGAGGUGCCCUUGGGCUCCCCCAGCCCAGGUGUGCAGGAUCUUCGAGUGGAGUCGGUUCCUGGAGCGGCAGCACCCCCACCACCACCUUCACCGCCGCCACCGCCCCCACUGCCCGGCCUCCUCACCCAGGAGGAAGCCCCGCCCUCAGCACCCCCACUGGCCCCGCCCCUCCCAGGCAGCCCAGAGCCCCCGCCCCCGCCGCCACUGCCGGGAGACCAGCCGCCCCCACCCCCGCCACCGCCACCUCCCGGCACCGACAGACCGGUGCCCCCGCCGCCUCCACCGCCUCCAGGAGGUUCUUCUGAUGCUCCUGAGGGGUCUGGUUCAGAGAUGGGACCAGGAGUAAAGGCCAAGAAACCCAUCCAGACUAAGUUCAGAAUGCCACUCUUAAACUGGGUGGCCCUGAAACCCAACCAGAUCACAGGCACUGUCUUCACCGAGCUCAAUGAUGAAAAGGUGCUGCAGGAGCUGGACAUGAGUGAAUUUGAGGAGCAGUUCAAGACCAAGUCCCAAGGUCCCAGCUUAGACAUUAAUGCUCUCAAGAGUAAGUCAGCCCAGAAGGCCCCCAGCAAAGCCAUACUCAUCGAGGCCAACCGGGCCAAGAACCUGGCCAUAACCCUGCGCAAGGGCAACCUGGGGGCUGACCGCAUCUGCCAGGCCAUCGAGACGUACGACCUACAGGCCCUUGGCCUGGACUUCCUGGAGCUGCUGACCCGCUUCCUGCCCACAGAGUAUGAGCGCAGCCUCAUCUCCCGCUUUGAGCGGGAGCAGCGACCGAUGGAGGAGCUGUCAGAAGAGGACCACUUCAUGCUGCGCUUCAGCCGUAUCCCCCGCCUGUCCGAGCGCAUGAACACACUCAUCUUCCUGGGCAACUUUCCAGACACGGCCCAGAUGCUCAUGCCGCAACUGAAUGCCAUCAUUGCAGCCUCAAUGUCCAUCAAGUCCUCAGACAAACUCCGCCAGAUCCUGGAGAUUGUCCUGGCUUUCGGCAACUACAUGAACAGCAGCAAGCGUGGGGCAGCCUAUGGCUUCCGGCUCCAGAGUCUGGAUGCGCUGCUGGAGAUGAAGUCGACUGAUCGCAAGCAGACGCUGCUGCAUUACCUGGUGAAGGUCAUUGCAGAGAAGUACCCCCAGCUCACAGGUUUCCACAGCGACUUGCAUUUUCUGGACAAGGCGGGCUCAGUGUCCCUGGACAGCGUGCUUGGGGAUGUGCGUGCCUUGCAGCGAGGCCUGGAGUUGACUCAGCGGGAGUUUGUGCGGCAGGAUGACUGUGUGGUGCUCAAGGAGUUCCUGAGGGCCAACUCACCCACCAUGGAUAAGCUGCUGGCAGACAGCAAGACGGCUCAGGAAGCCUACGAGUCUGUGGUGGAGUACUUUGGAGAGAACCCCAAGACCACAUCCCCCUCCAUGUUCUUUUCCCUCUUCAGUCGCUUCAUCAAAGCCUAUAAGAAAGCUGAGCAGGAGGUGGAACAAUGGAAGAAAGAAGCAGCUGCCCAGGAGGCAAGCACCGAUGCCCCAGGCAGAGGGGAGCCCGAAGCACCCAAGUCCCCACCCAAGGUCCGGCGGCAACAGAUGGACCUCAUCUCUGAGCUGAAACGGAGGCAGCAGAAGGAGCCACUCAUCUACGAGAGUGACCGUGAUGGGGCCAUUGAAGAUAUCAUCACAGAUCUGCGGAACCAGCCCUACAUCCGCGCAGACACAGGCCGUCGCAGUGGUCGCCGGCGCCCCCCGGGGCCCCCCCUGCAGGUCACAUCCGACCUCUCGCUGUAGCCACUGCUUCUGCAGAUGGACUCUUGGAGACCACAGGGGAGGGGGCGGGGGAGGCGAGUGUGGAGACCAGGAGGCAAGCUGGGGUUCAAAGAAGGUAGUCCUCAGCUCGGCUGGGCCAGGCAGCCUACUCCUGGGCCCACCUCAAAUGGGUGGGUGCACCCUCAUCUUGCCACAGAGGGCAGCAUCUCUGGUCCCUCCCCCAAAUGCUGCUUGCAGCACUCCUCUCCCAAUAGCCAUACUUAGCCUCAGCGGGAGCCUGGCUUGUAACUUAUAAAGUGCGACCUCGCACCCCUUCCCUCCACCUCAACCCCAGCUCUGGGGACUCUCCAUGGACCUUAUUUUUAUACAAGAUUAAUAAAGACAUUUGCAAAA
Messenger RNA from Camelus dromedarius (Arabian camel), 3731 nucleotides. It is a transcript of the gene FMNL1, whose product is annotated as formin like 1. Bases 6 to 3359 code for a protein of 1117 amino acids. The transcript is spliced from 27 exons. The record is from RefSeq and is a predicted model, not a curated record. Gene Ontology annotation, cellular component: cytosol. Gene Ontology annotation, biological process: cortical actin cytoskeleton organization; cell migration; regulation of cell shape. Gene Ontology annotation, molecular function: small GTPase binding; actin filament binding. NCBI's taxonomy places the organism in Eukaryota, Metazoa, Chordata, Mammalia, Artiodactyla, Camelidae.